Messenger RNA from Eruca vesicaria subsp. sativa (arugula), 1540 nucleotides. NCBI's taxonomy places the organism in Eukaryota, Viridiplantae, Streptophyta, Magnoliopsida, Brassicales, Brassicaceae. The record is from the annotation of a GenBank genome assembly.
CUGCCUCUCUCUCUUAGGUUAAAUAAUCUCUUUCCCUUACAAAGCAAACAUGGAUCACGACGAUCAACAAAGAAAAUACUCUGUUCUCACAAAAGAUGAUCUCAAAGAGAAGAUGAACAAACAAAUCAACGAUCUCUCCGAGAUCUUCUUGCUUUCAAAAGCUGCUGCAACCACACUCCUCAUGAAACACCUGUGGGACUCGCAACGCGUUUCAGAGCUUCUGAGCGAAGACAAGACCAAACUCUUGGUCGGAUCAGGCUUGGAAGUAACCGACGACUCAAACUUCUUCUCCGUGGAGAAAAACCUAGCUAUGCUCACGUUGGAAGGUAGAGAGAUGCACGAGGAGUAUGUUGUUAGAUCUUUCAUCGAGGAUAACAAGGGUUUGAUGAUCAAAAAGUGUCCAUCACCGGAGUGCAGUUACGUCAUUGAGUUUCACCGAGGACUUUAUAUUGACGAGUACACUCUAAACAUUGUGUGUCUCUGUGGUCAUACCUUUUGUGGGAGGUGUAGCUUUGAGUCACAUAGACCUGUGACAUGCAACAACGCUUCUGAUUGGUUGAGAGAGUUGGAGAAGUUAUCAGAGAGGUCACAAAAGUCACUGAGUGUUUCUUGGAUCGAAAGUAACACGAAGCCUUGCCCUCAUUGCAAGUUUCCUUUAGAUAUUGGUACUCGUACAUGGUUGUUCCGGUUUGUGGAUUGUCCCUACUGCAGUGGUCGUUUCUGUUGUUUGUGUAUGCAAACACAUGAAUCUCACAAAACAGAAACAGGAAGAUAUGGCUACUGUGAUGCACCAUCGUUACCACCAGUCAUGAAGGGACCAAAAGUGGUUGUUACGUGUCUGGAUCGAUGGGAGGCGAGUGAUAUCGCAAUGGUGGAAGCUAAGUCCGAGCUAGAAUCUUUCAACGAGUCCAACUUCACGAGCCAAGAGUACAUAAGGAUCAUGAGAGAAGGCUUGAUGCUUAUUGUUCAGUGCAGACAGUUUCUCAAAUGGAGCUGUGUGUACGACCACAUCCACAAUAAGUACGAGGCUUCUAAGAGAGAGUACUUGCGGUUCUUGCAAGACUAUGCCAACACACUUGUGCAGAGUUACUCGGAGACUCUGAAGGAGGAAACUGUGAAAGUGGUCUCUGCGGAUACUUAUGAAGAGACUAGAAGCUCGAGGUGGAAAAUUUCUAAUGCGACGAGUUGUAUUGGUAACUACUUUUUUCACUUUACCAAGACUUUGCAAGAUGGUAUUGAUGACGUGAAGGUGAAGUCUUAUGACAACGUUGGUGGUCCUUAUUGGCUUUGUGAUCGUUGCACUGCUGGGAACAGUUGGUUUGAUGUGAAGUGUAAGAUGUGUUGUGUUAGUGCGACUCCUGUGGAGAAGAAGUUAAGAGAUUUGUCUAUUGACUAGGUUUACUUAAGAGCUUUUGCAUGAAACUCUCUCGCACCUUUUGAGUUUUCUUUGUUUACAGUUUGUGUCUUUUUUUUUUCUUCCCUUGGUUUUGAAAACCUUAAUGUUUAAUAAAUAAAUGGGUUUGCAUCAAUGAAAUCUAAA